This is a messenger RNA of Mesocestoides corti, 1545 nucleotides long. The record is from the annotation of a GenBank genome assembly. Lineage: Eukaryota; Metazoa; Platyhelminthes; Cestoda; Cyclophyllidea; Mesocestoididae.
AUGGAUUACCUCUUGCAGCACGAAAAUGACCAGUUUUCUAUAUAUGAUCACCACGUUCGGCUUCUUUGUGAACUGCAGAAGUUAUUUGUUGAUUUCGGAAAAAAGUAUCGAAAGACGGUAGCGAAUUAUAUCCCUAAAAAGAAAAGUGUCAGUACAUUUGACACAAAACUGACCUAUAAAUCCGUUCUUGCUGAUUCUGUGACCUCAUUCCUCGAUUUUGGAACGUCUUUCGAAAAUUAUGGCGCAGAAUUGCUGAAGUCUGUUAUUACGCCCCUGAAGUCAGAAUAUGAUCGUGAGCGGAAAGUGGCUGACAAAGUCAUCGCUGACUACGCAAGGCACAGCAACCAUCGAGAAAGGGAAAAGAAACGACUGGAAGAUACGUGGAGGGCUCACGUUAAUGCAUUAAAGGAAAAACAAAAAGCUGAGACUGUUAGCACACUUGCUCAGAGUGAUCCUAAUAUUUCCCAGGAAGAACGGCUAAAGGCACAAAGUAAUCUCUCGAUCAAGAACGACGCCUUCGUUGCCACCCAGCAGACGUACGCAGCGGAGAUGCGAGAGUUCAACGAUAAUCAACGACAUUACUUUACGCAUAGCCUUUGCACCCUAAUCGCAGAACUGGAGAUGCUAGACCGGCAGCGCUCAAAGAUGACUCAGGAACUGUUGUUGAAGUGCUCAGAUCUCAGUGAAAGUCUUUCCAAGCAACUAUCUGACUCGGCUCAGUCUCUACGGAAUACCGUUUCUCGUAUCGAUCCUGAGGCGGAUUGCAGGGCGGUGUUGGAGGCCAGGAAAACCGACUACCACUUCCCCGUCGAUCUGCCGUUUUUGAACCUCGCGCAGUGCACUCAAGCUACCCUUGAAAACCAGUCAGCGCUUGUCAACCUCAUGUUGGGCACUUCCAAUGGAUUUGCUGCGAAGGGGAAUGCUGAAAAGGUCUCUAAGGGUAUCCACAACCUUUUUGGAAAAUCCAAGACCCAGACCUCCGAUGGCAAUGUGCUGCAGACACCAUUCAUCGCCGGAAUCGGCUAUAAGCCUGUCAAGGAGACCGACAUGACUGUAAUCCAACUAAAUGAUCGCAUCAAAACACUCAAGGACAACUUGGACAAGGUUACUAGAGCCAUAACGGCCACACAGCGUUUGCUCGAUUCCUACGUGCAGAAUCCAAGCCUUGGCAACCAACGUGAGAGUGAGGAGACUAUUGCUAAACUGCAGCGCCAGACAUUCUCGCUCAGUGAACUCAUCAGCAAACUCGAGUCUCGUUACACCUCGAUGGGCGGUGACAAGGCCUUGGCUGACGCUCAAAGCUCCCUCGAAUGCACAAAUCCCUAUGCCAUUUCUAAUCCAACUGACAAGCCCCUUCGACCGACCUCCAUGCCAAAGCGUGACACUCUAUCCGAAUCAAGUGCAGAUGAAUUGGACUCGGAUGUGGAUGAUUCCGGUGUGUCGGCUUCACAGGGCUUCAGCUCGUACGUCGGACAAGCCACUCUGGAGUACGACUGUGAGGGUAGUGUGUUGCAGUUAUGUCCUGAGCUGGAGUCACCGCGUUGA